Molecule: messenger RNA, 1857 nt
Organism: Anopheles nili
Lineage: Eukaryota; Metazoa; Arthropoda; Insecta; Diptera; Culicidae
Product: clavesin-1-like
Exons: 2
Coding region: 77-1051 (324 amino acids)
Cellular component (GO): membrane
Molecular function (GO): phosphatidylinositol bisphosphate binding
Source: RefSeq, a predicted model, not a curated record
CCUUCGUCCUGCCUGAAGAAAACUUCCCCGAAUUCGGACCAUAGUACACGGAUACGCAGCAGUACUGACGCACAAAAUGACUGGCACUAUUGACCUCAACAAAGCCCCGGACAGCUAUGCGGCCUAUUCCUUUGCCCUAUCGGACAAGUUCAAAAUCGUGGCCCAGGACGAGCUACGCGAGGACGACGACAUGCGGGAAAGCGCCCUGAAGCAGUUCCGCGAGUGGAUCGCCAAGCAUCCGCUCAUUCGCAAAUGCCGUACGGAUGCGCCGUUCCUGUUACGGUUCUUGCGCACGAAAAAAUUCUCCAUCCCAGCCGCCACGGAGAUGCUGGAGAAGUAUCUCAUGAUCCGGCAGGUGUACCCGAACUGGUUCUUCAAGCUCGACAUCAACGAUCCCGAGCUGGAGGCGAUCAUCGACAGUGGAUAUCUAUUCCCGCUGCCCGAACGUGAUGAACAAGGGCGCCGGAUCAUCUUCUCCAACUCGGGCAAGUUCGACACAAGCCGGUUCACCUCAGCCCAGCUGAUCAAGAUCCACUCGCUGGUGCUGGAGACGCUGAUGGACGAAGAAGAGUCGCAGAUCUCCGGUUACGUGCAUAUAAUGGACGAUUCCGAGCUUACUAUUGGCUUCCUGAGCGUCUGGUCGUUCGCGGACAUCCGCAACCUGGCACACUGCGUGCAGAAUUCGCUCCCGAUGCGGCAAAAGGAGAACCACUUCGUCAAUCUUCCGUCUUUCGCGAACAAACUGUCGGAGUUCAUCCUGUCGGUGUUGAGUGAGAAGCUGCGCAACCGCGUGCACGUACACCGCGGUUGGGACGAGCUGAAGACUAAGAUCAACCCGAAAUUGUUGCCGAAGGAGUACGGUGGUACCGUUCCGGUGGCGGAGUGUAUUGCUCAGUUCAAGAAGCAGAUGAAACAGCGCCGUGACAUCGUACUCGCGCUAGAUGAUAUGGAGAUCGAGAUCAACAAGAAUAGCAUCCCGUGGGCGGAUAGUACGGACGCGGACAUUGCGAGCGGUGUGAUCGGAAGCUUCCGUAAGCUGGAAGUUGACUAAGAUUUCAGGUCUCUCUACUACGCGCUGUUCCGGGCGACCGGUAGAUGGCAGCACCAGGGCAACGGAAGCUUCGUUAGAUUAGAAUAGUGAAUGUUCGUUAUCGUUGUUCUCUCGGGGGUACGUCGUUGGAGACGGCUUACCGGGAAAACCGAGCAGGGGUCCUUCUCCCCUUAAUUAAGCCCCCAUUUAUUUUAAGCAACCGAGCGGCGACAGCUUGACUAUCGCCACGCCGGGAAGGUGGAAUACAGUUACCAAAACAGUCGUCCGUGUUAGCUGACCCGGUGUGUGUGUAUGAACACAUCCGCAUUGGGCAAGCACGGACGGGUCGUGUUAAUUCUUAAACGCUUCUGCGACGAUCGUUCUCGUCCACGGAUCGCGUGUGCUCUAUUUUCGCACAACGCGUCAUUUCCCUUUUUACGUCACAUUCCUUCGCUUACGAUAAGGUUAGGAAGCUACGUGAAUAAACCAACACACAUCGCGCUGUGAUCGAGGAUCGGCGCGCGAAUGGCUAGGUUUAGUUUGAGGCGCGUGGGUUUUCGUAUUGAUGUUUGGUUAAAUUAUUAUGUUUUUACUACCUACCGCCGGUUUGGUACGUUGUUUUAUUAGCACAUAUUGGAUUGGAGCAGUAUUCGAUGGUCGACAUGACGCUAGCGAUGGUUGGGCGAACGGUAAACACACGGUUUGUAAUCGUUAGAAUGUAAGCGAGCACGAGGCAAAAAAAAUAUAUUCAACUUCAUCCUUUUUAACUGUACUUACUGCGCUGUUGUUAAUUUGAGUUGAAUGUUCAUUACAUUGUACCGUGGACA